AUGGAACCAUACUAUCAACUGCGUCCUUCCACCGUUCUGUCCUCGCUGUCGUCAUAUGCUCAACUUUCUGAUAUUUUCGAUUACCACUAUUUGCCGCUGAGCGAGUUCGUUGCUGGAUUAUCCGACGAAAACGCCAUCAUGUCUGAUUCAGAUACCGAACCGGAGGAUGACGAGGAGUUUGAGAAGACACAGAUGGAACGAGUUCGCUUCCGGAGGUUUACCGCCGAGUCCGUGACUCGCGAUGCAGAUAAUGAGGACAAGCUCCACUUCAUGACCUUUAAGCAUAACUCCCGCAACGCAGGCGUUCCUGCUAAGGUUGAUCAUUCCAUUAUUUCCGACCAUUUUUGCGAGGUGGAACAGAGCUCCAGAAUAGAUGUCAUGGCGGUUCCUCGCCAUGUCCCAAUCGCUGCUCCAAGGUUUGUUUCUAAGUCGGUUGAACCACUUGACACUCCGUCUUCCGUGCAACUUGUGGAAUACUUGGCCAAGUGCUCGAAUCCAUUGAGCUCGGAGCGCGAUGCUCGAAUGGAAGCAACUUUGGCCCCCUCGGGUGUAAGCAAAACCAUUCAUUCGAAGGCCAACGAUACUUAUGAAGGCGUUUCACGGCAACAGUUCUUCAUGGAUGAUAGCAAAAAUGUAUCGGAUUUCCUUAUAUAA
Molecule: messenger RNA, 654 nt
Organism: Australozyma saopauloensis
Lineage: Eukaryota; Fungi; Ascomycota; Pichiomycetes; Serinales; Metschnikowiaceae
Exons: 1
Coding region: 1-654 (217 amino acids)
Source: RefSeq, a predicted model, not a curated record